Molecule: messenger RNA, 2922 nt
Organism: Zalophus californianus (California sea lion)
Lineage: Eukaryota; Metazoa; Chordata; Mammalia; Carnivora; Otariidae
Gene: GRIN3B
Product: glutamate ionotropic receptor NMDA type subunit 3B
Biological process (GO): monoatomic ion transport; ionotropic glutamate receptor signaling pathway; modulation of chemical synaptic transmission
Cellular component (GO): postsynaptic membrane; plasma membrane
Molecular function (GO): transmitter-gated monoatomic ion channel activity involved in regulation of postsynaptic membrane potential; NMDA glutamate receptor activity
Source: RefSeq, a predicted model, not a curated record
AUGGAGUUUGUGCGGGCGCUGUGGCUCUGCCUGGCGCUGGCGCUGGCGCUGGGGCCGGGCCCCGCCGGGGGCCACCCGCAGCCGUGCGGCGUCCUGGCUCGCCUGGGGGGCUCGGUGCGCCUGGGCGUUCUCCUGCCCCGCGCGCCCGCCGCCCGCGCCCGCGUUCGCGCCGCCCUGGCCCGGGCCGCCCUGGCGCCGCGGCUGCCGCACAACCUGAGCCUGGAGCUGGUGGCCGCCGCGCCCCCUGCCCGCGACCCCGCCUCGCUGGCCCGCGGCCUGUGCCAGGCACUGGAGGCCCCGGGCGUGGCGGCCGUGCUGGCCUUCCCGGAGGCGCGGCCCGAGCUGCUGCAGCUGCACUUCCUGGCGGCCGCCACCGAGACCCCCGUGCUCAGCGUGCUGCGGCGGGAGGCGCGCGCGCCCCUCGGGGCCCCGAACCCGUUCCACCUGCAGCUGGACUGGGCCAGCCCCCUGGAGACGCUGCUUGACGUGUUGGUCGCUGUGGUGCGGGCACACGCCAGGGAGGACGUCAGCCUGGUGCUCUGCCGCGUGCGGGACCCUGCUGGCCUGGUGGCCCUCUGGACAGCCCGGGCUGGCAGGGCCCCAAAGCUGGUGCUGGACCUGAGUCGGCCAGACGCGGACGACGCGGGGCUGCAGGCACGCCUGGCCCCCCUGGGGGCCCCCCCUGGGGGCUCGGCCCCAGCCCCAGCGGCUGUGCUCCUGGGCUGUGGCCCAGCCCGUGCGCGGCAGGUGCUGCAGGCCGUGCCCCCCGGGCCCCACUGGCUGCUGGGCACACCCCUGUCCGCUGACAUGCUGCCCACGGAGGGCCUGCCCCUGGGGCUCCUGGCCCUGGGCGAGGUGGGCCGACCCCCGCUGGAGGCCACCGUUCAGGACGCUGUGGAGCUGGUGGUGCGAGCCCUGGGUAGCGCUGCCCAGGCGGAGCCGGAGCGUGCCCUCCUGCUCACCACGGCCAGCUGCAACGACCCGCAACCAGCUGGGCCUGAGUCCUCGGGCCACUUCUUGGCACGGUUCCUGGCCAACACGUCCUUCCGGGGCCGCACCGGGCCCGUGUGGGUGACCGGCUCCUCCCAGGUGCACAUCUCCCGGUACCUGCGAGUGUGGAGCUUGCGCCGGGACCCGCGGGGUGCCCCGGCCUGGGCCACCCUGGACGCGCUGUUCGCCGCACUGGCCAACGGCUCAGCGCCACGCGCCCUCCGCAAGUGCUGCUACAUCUACUGCGUUGACCUGCUGGAGCGCCUGGCGGCGGACACGCCCUCCGACUUCGAGCUGUACAUCGUGGGCGACGGCAAGUACGGCGCCCUGCGGGGCGGCCGCUGGACCGGCCUGGUGGGUGACCUGCUGGCCGGCGGGGCCCACGUGGCCGUCACCAGCUCCAGCAUCAACUCGGCACGCUCCCAGGUGGUGGACUUCCGCAGCCCCUUCUUCUCCACCAGCCUGCGCAUCAUGGUGCGGGCCCGGGGCACGGCCUCGCCCAUCGGCGCCUUCACGUGGCCGCUGCACUGGUCCGUGUGGCUGGGCGUCUUUGCCGCCCUGCACCUCACCGCGCUCUUCCUCACGCUGUAUGAGUGGCGCAGCCCCUACGGUCUCACGCCCCGUGGCCGGAACCGGGCCACCGUGUUCUCCUACUCUUCGGCCCUCAACCUCUGCUAUGCCAUCCUCUUCGGACGCACCGUCUCCAGCAAGACGCCCAAGUGCCCCACGGGGCGCCUCCUCAUGAACCUGUGGGCCAUCUUCUGCCUGCUAGUGCUGUCCAGCUACACCGCCAACCUGGCCGCCGUCAUGGUCGGGGACAAGACUUUCCUGGAGCUGUCAGGAACCCAUGACCCCAAGCUGCACCACCCGGCCCAGGGCUUCCGCGUAGGCACCGUGUGGGAGAGCAGCGCCGAGGCCUACAUCAAGAAGAGCUUCCCCGCUAUGUACGCGCACAUGCGGCGCCACAGCGCGCCCAGCACGCCGCACGGCGUGGCCAUGCUCACGAGCGACCCCCCCAAGCUCAACGCCUUCAUCAUGGAUAAGUCGCUCCUAGACUACGAGGUCUCCAUCGACGCCGACUGUGAACUGCUGACCGUGGGCAAGCCCUUCGCCAUGGAGGGCUACGGCAUCGGACUCCCUCAGAACUCGCCCCUCACCUCCAACCUGUCCGAGUUCAUCAGCCGCUACAAGUCCUCCGGUUUCAUCGACGUGCUGCACGACAGGUGGUACAGGAUGGUGCCUUGUGGGAAGCGCGUCCUCGCCGUUACAGAGACCCUGCAGGUGGGCGUCUCCCACUUCUCGGGACUCUUUGUGCUGCUCUGCCUGGGGCUCGGCAGCGCUCUGCUCAGCUCCCUGGGCGAGCACGUCUUCUACCACGUGGCGCUCCCGCGCAUCCGCAGGGGCAGCAAGCUGCAGUACUGGCUGCACACGAGCCAGAGAAUCCACCGCGCCCUCAACACAGAGCCGCCGGAAGGACAGGAGGAGCCAGAGCCGAGCCCCCUUCCACCUCACGUCCCCAGGGCUCUUGAGCCACAGCAGGACACAGGGGCGGCCUCUGCGGGCGCAGUGAGCGGGACACGGGUGCGCGGGGCCACGGCGAGGGAGCACCGCGUGCGCUUCCUACCGGAGCCCACAGAGGCGGCUGGAGCGCCUGACGCGGAGGUGGUGGGGCUGCCAGAGCGCCCAGUCUGGCUCUGUCCCAGGGGCCGCCUGCCCGCCGUGCCGCCCUCCGGCCCUGCAGGUCCCGGCGAGCUGGAGCAGCUGGAGCAACGCAUCCAGAGUGCGCGGGAGCAGCUGCGCCAGGCCCUGGUGGGGCGAGGAGAGCUCCUGGCCCGGCUGGGGGAUUGCCCCUGCUCCGAAGCACCUGCCGCCGCCCGGUGACCCAUCCCAGGGGAUGCGGCGCCUGCCCCGCUCCAGGGGCCCCACCCUGCC